Artibeus jamaicensis (Jamaican fruit-eating bat) is the source of this 2366-nucleotide messenger RNA. RefSeq names its product MBL associated serine protease 2 (gene MASP2). Lineage: Eukaryota; Metazoa; Chordata; Mammalia; Chiroptera; Phyllostomidae. The coding region runs from base 103 to 1431 and encodes 442 amino acids. Gene Ontology annotation, cellular component: extracellular region. The record is from RefSeq and is a predicted model, not a curated record. Gene Ontology annotation, biological process: proteolysis; complement activation, lectin pathway. Gene Ontology annotation, molecular function: serine-type endopeptidase activity; calcium ion binding. The transcript has 10 exons.
UCCAGGGUCAGGGCGGCUGGGGGCAGGGCCAGGUCGGACAAACAGAUCAAAGGUGAGGCUGUGCGAAGGCAGAGCAGGCCCCGCCAGCAGGACGGGGACACCAUGAGGCUGCUGAUCCUCCUGGGCCUGCUGUGGCGCUCGGCAGCUGCCCCCGAGGGCCCGCAGUGGCCCAAGCCUGUGUUCGGGCGCCUGGCGUCUCCGGGCUUCCCGGAGAAGUACGCCAACGACCAGGAGCUGCGCUGGAGCCUGACGGCGCCCCCCGGCUACCGCCUGCGUCUCUACUUCACCCACUUCCACCUGGAGCUGUCCUACCUCUGCGAGUACGACUUUGUCAAGCUGAGCUCGGGAUCCAAGGUGCUGGCCACGCUGUGUGGCUGGGAGAGCACAGACACGGAGCGGGCCCCUGGCAACGACACCUUCUACUCGCUGGGCUCCAGCCUGGACGUCACCUUCCACUCUGACUACUCCAAUGAGAAGCCGUUCAGGGGCUUCGAAGCCUUUUACGCAGCCGAAGACAUCGAUGAGUGCCAGGUGGCCCCCGGAGAGGCGCCGCCCUGUGAGCACCACUGCCACAACCACCUGGGCGGCUUCUACUGCUCCUGCCGGGCGGGCUACGUCCUCCACCAGAACAAGCGCACCUGCUCCGCCCUGUGCUCAGGCCAGGUCUUCACCGCACGGUCUGGGGUGAUCAGCAGCCCCGAAUACCCACAGCCAUACCCCAACCUCUCCAGUUGUACCUACAGCAUCCGCUUGGAGGAGGGGUUCAAGAUCAUCCUGGACUUCGUGGAGUCCUUCGACGUGGAGGCGCACCCCGACACCCAGUGCCCCUACGACUCCCUCAAGAUUCAAACAGACAUGAAGGAACACGGCCCAUUUUGUGGGAACACAUUGCCCCCCAGGAUUGAAACCAAGAGCAACUCCGUGACCAUAAUCUUCACUACUGACCAGUCGGGGGACAACCGGGGCUGGAAGGUGCACUACACCAGCACGGCUCAGCCUUGCCCUGAUCCGGUGGCGCCACCUAAUGGCCACGUCGUACCUGCGCAAGACAAGUACAUCCUGAAAGACAGCUUCUCCGUGGUUUGCGAGACUGGCUAUGAGCUUCUGCAGGGUCAUUUGCCCCUGGAAUCAUUUGCUGCAGUCUGUCAAAAGGAUGGCUCUUGGGACAAACCGAUGCCAGAAUGCAGCAUUGUUGACUGUGGCCCUCCCGAGGACCUGCCCCACGGCCGGGUGGAGCACAUCACGGGCCCUGACGUGACCACGUACAAGGCCGAGAUUCAGUACCACUGCUCCGGGGCCUUCUACACAAUGAGGACAGGUGACGGUAAAUACGUGUGUGAGGCUGAUGGAUUCUGGACGAGCUCCAAAGGAGAAAAAUCACUCCCAGUCUGCGAGCCUGGUAAUGGAUACUCUCAUGUAAGAGAUUCGUAACUGAUGGAAAGUAGAACUGGGCAGGCAGCAGCAGCAAGCAGAGCCUCAGCUGUGGUGGGCAGAAAGGGAACCUGGGCCCCAGCCCUCAGCCCCAGCUGUUACUCCCAACAGUGUGUCCUCGUCGUCCCCCUGCUCGUGGAGAGGUGGUUAGGUGCUGACUGCAUCAGUCAUUAGAUUAUUUUGCCUUACAACCAGGCAAGAAUAAAAAAUUAAAUGGUUUUUAAAAUGACCAUGAACCAUUUAUACAUUUAUAAACACGAGCUCCUCAGCUACUUCUGUUAAAAAUGCUAUUAAAACCCAAAGCUAGUAACUUCAUUAUUUCCCUAAGCAAUUGUUUUUAAUGACAUCUAGUUUUUAAACAUUAAUGCAAUUUGCCUUUUAAUAGUACUUAAAUUUUUUUUUAACCAGAAUUGGCUUUGAACAUAUAGUUGAAUAGAGAGAUUUUUUUAAAAAAAAUCAGAAAGUUAAUAAUAUAUUCAUUACCCCUGUGUUAUUUGGCUUAAAUUAGUUUUUAUCUUGGCUGACACAACAUUAAAAUUUUUUUUUUUUAAUCUUUAGAGGGGAAGGGAAGGAAAGAGGGAGAGAAAUAUCAAUGUGUGGUUGCCUCUCAUGCGUCCCCUGCUGGGAACUGGCCUGCAACCCAGGCAUGUGCCCUGACUGGGAAUCGAACCGCAAUCCUUGGGUUCACAGGCCCGAACUCAAUCCACUGAGCCACAGCAGCCAGGGCUUGACACAACGUUUUUCAGUUUCAAUGCAAGUACUCUGCCACAACAGGAAACGUUUGCUACAUUAAUGAGUAUAUUUCCUUAGUCAUAUACAGUCAGACUUAGUGUUUUUAAGAAUCAUCUAGAUAACAAAUAAUAGCUUCUGAACCUGAAAGUUCCUGGCCACAAAUGCAACAUUCUGACUUUUAAAACACUGCAGCGAUGUUCGAU